AUGGAGUUUACUGCUAAAGAAACGGUACUGGAAUUAUUGCGACGCCACGCAGUUGGUCUUCGUGCGAAAGAUGAUGAGUUCUUUCAAGAAGGGAAUGUUUACAUCAAACCGUUUGUUAAGCUUGGCGUUUUAAGUGAAUUCCCUCAGACCAACUCUGAACCGGAAGAUGUUGAGAUAAGCUGCAAUGUUCCCGACUGUAACUAUUUUUGCCAAUCCGUGAUUGACUACGAAUUUCAUUACAAUGCUCAGCAUCGCUAUACUUGUGCACAGUGUAAAAAAUCGCUCCCGAAUGCGCAUCUGCUUGAUCUUCAUCUUUCCGAAAUGCAUGAUUCAUACUUUGCCGCCCAAGUUCAAGCGUCAAACAGACCGAUGUACGCUUGCUAUCUUGAAGAGUGCAAAGAACGUAGUAAAGAUCCCGCAGAGCGUAGAGAUCAUUGCAUACGGGAGCACAAGUUCCCGCACAACUUCCGCUUCGACAAGCAAACGCAAGGUGAACUGAAAGCAAGCAAAGUAAUGAAAACUAGUGUACUAAUGGUCACGGAAGGUGCAACUGCUUGCGCCUCCAACACCGUCCUCGAAGCGGAAUCAAAACCCGUCGCACCAAAGUGUAGGAAAAAUUUCUCCUUUGGCCAUCCGCAGCCGCGUACGUUUAAGGCGGUAAAAACGAAAAGCAACAAGUGUGAUAUACUGGAAAGUAACAAAAUGGUAAUCGAUAUGCUGGAAAGUCUUCCGCGUGAGUAA
Molecule: messenger RNA, 741 nt
Organism: Anopheles marshallii
Lineage: Eukaryota; Metazoa; Arthropoda; Insecta; Diptera; Culicidae
Product: protein lethal(2)k10201
Exons: 3
Coding region: 1-741 (246 amino acids)
Source: RefSeq, a predicted model, not a curated record